CUGUAGUUUGGAGUCACCAAGACUCAGAAGUGAUCGUAGCAGCGCUCACACAUCGCUCCUAAACUGUUUUUAUAUUUUCAUUCCAUUAUUUUAUGACUCCUACAUCUGUGUAUAUACACUCUUUUUUAUUUUUAUAACGAGACAACAACAAGAUGGAACUCAAUUCUCUCCUAAUUCUGCUGGAGGCUGCAGAGUACUUGGAAAGAAAAGACAGAGGGGCUGAACACGGUUAUGCGUCUGUUUUACCGUACAGCGGCGACUUUUCCCGAAAGAAAACGAAAGCUUCGCCAAUUUCCAGAAAAACUCAGAACAAUAGAUCAUCACACAAUGAGCUGGAGAAACACAGACGUGCCAAACUACGGCUCUACUUGGAGCAGUUGAAGAAGCUGGUGCCUUUGGGUCCAGACAGCACGAGACACACCACUCUGAGCCUGCUGAAAAGGGCCAAGAUGCACAUCAAGAAGCUGGAGGAGCAGGACAGGAAGGCUCUAAAUGUGAAGGAGCAGCUUCAGAGAGAGCACCGCUACCUCAAACGCCGACUGGAGCAGCUCUCCGUCUCGGGAUCCGUGGAGCGCAUCCGCACCGACAGCAUGGGCUCCACCAUCUCCACCGACUCGGAGCAAGGCGUGGAGGUGGAUAUCGAGGGUAUGGAGUUCACCCCCGGAGAGGCAGACAGCGUGGACAGCAUCAGCGACGGCGAGGAGGAGGAAGAGGAGGAGGAGGAGGAGGAGGAGGAGGACCACUACAGCCUCCAGAGCAGCUCCAGCGACACCAGCUACACGGCCACACAUUCCCACAGACUGCAGCCGCACCACUGUUAAGACGCCGCGCGGCCAUCUCCCCCCCACCCCCCACCCCCCACGCUUUCCCGUCCUCGCCCCGCCUUCCCCUCUUGAUUUAAAAUCGCCAGCGUCACCCCGCGCGGCUGCGGCGGCGCGACUCUCCCCCCCAUUCCCUCUUCGCCUAGCCACGACUCUGCGAGAAGCACAUGGCACUGAAAUGCCACUCGAGCUUCCUGGGCCCCUCCCUCUCCCUCCCUGACCUCUGACCCCUACCUUGCCCUACUGUACCCUGCCUGAACCUGCCCCUCCUGACCCUCUAACCGCCCCUGUCCAGCGUCGCAGCAGGCUCAGAGAGCGCAGAGCAGAACUUGUGUUUCUUUUAUACGAGAAUUUGGUGGCGAGGUUCACAGCUUUGACUUGUUAAUCGGUUGACGUCCCCGCGUGCGUCUGCAGGAGAGAACCAUUCGGGCGUGGGUUAAAGAGGUCAAAAACUAAGAACAACCCCCGAGUCGUCCCCACGCGGCAAUAAAACAGCGAUAAGAAUCGGUGCAGUAGUCGAGUACGAGGUAAAGCUUUUCUCUUAGUUCUGCAAUAUGGAACAACCGCACCUCGAGAGCUGAUUUCAACACACAGAAUCUUUCGUUUUACACAAUAACAUUAACAGGAGCAGCUGCUGCAGAUGUCCUGCUGGUUCUUAAGAUUCUGCAGCAUCUUGCCGUGAAGGUGCAGACACGCAACUGUCCUCUUUCUCAGAGCGUGCAGAAGAAGUAACGGAGGUCACGACAGUCCUCCGAAGCAUCCAUCUGGGUCUCUGUAGAAACAAGUUCAGUUCCUCGUAUGGAGAUAAAAGAUUUUCUCAGGUGAUUAAAAACACUCCAAAUCCUAAGUUUCAGGCGAUUUCACAACAAAACAUCGACAGUCACCAAAAGCUUCCCUCACAUCUCACAUACUGCACCUUCAGACAGGAAGAGGUUGACACUUUCAGGGCAAACCUGCCAUCUUGUUGAGAGUGAGAUGAGGAGAGAGAGGAAAGUGGAGGAGCAGCAGACUGCCCACAGCAACCUCCCUCCAUACUGUCCAGCGAUGUGCAGCUUUUAAAAAGUAUUAUUAAUCAUCAUCCUCUCAAGAGUCGUGUCCAUCUCGUCAUCAAACUCUCAGCAGGACGGCAAAAUGUCCCCCCAAAACUUCUUUACUUAUUGCCAGCCGUGCUUUUAAAACAGGGUUUCUUCAACAGCGUCUCUGCAUUAAUAAAUGGGGGGGAAAGAAAAGUCCCGGCGCUGUGGCAGAGAAUGAAAAUGUAAAUAGAUGUACAGUUACUGUCCAGAUCCUGGUGUCUCCCUCUGGUUGGGCCGCCUAACCACUACUCCACACUACUGACCACUACACCAGACCACCCUAUGGUGUGGAUGGACUACUAUGUCAAAUAACAAAGAAAAAAAAAAAAAAGGAAAGGAAUCGCCUCACAGCUAAAACUCUACUCCUGAAAGAUUGAUUCCUUCUCAGUAGCGAAUUGAUGUAGCAAUAAAUAGGAGAGGCGGGUGUUGAAUCGAUUCUAGUGGACCAUGAGGUGUUACAGGAGACCUUUUUUUUUUCCCCCCUUUCUCCUUUUGACCCUAUUGGCAACUUGUUGCUCACAGACAGUGGAGAUGUGCGCAAACUCGUAGUUAGUAUUUCUCUGCAGCUCUGUUUCUGCUUCCUGCUGGUAUUCGUGUGUGAACACCGGCAGGAAGUGUGUGUGUGUUGGACUUAUUCUGAUUAACAGGUCAAAGCUGUAAACGUGGCAGAAAAAGAACGGGCCAGCUGUGCUUACCAGCUCUUCGGUAGAGGUGUUUGUUUCCGCUAACUUAGCAAACUAACCACAGUCAGUUCACUUUUAUGUAACAGGAAUAAUAAUCCUUUUCUCCUCUGCUCUUUGUUACUUGUUUCUGGAGCUUUUUUUUUUUUUUUUCCGUUUUUGAGCACUUCUAAAGACCAACGUAGAUGAAAUUCCUUCCGUAACUCGUCUGUAACUUAUGCACAAUAGUCACUAUUGACGGAGGAGACGCUCCUGUCGCUCUCUGACCAUUGAAUAAUCGUUUAGCCCCAGUCGUUCCUGGCAGUCUUUUAGAGCUUGGCACUUUAAAAAACGAGAAAAGGCCCGGUCCACGUGGCUGGUCUGACCAAAAAAAAUUACAAACUACAAAAGACUCAAAAGGAUAAACAAACAAAAAAGAUUAAAAAAAAAAAAACCUUGCAUACAAAAGAAGCUAUGUGUCACUGAAAGUGAUAUUAGCCAGUGUAGUCUAUAUUUCUUGUAUUAAAUUUUGUAUUAUAUUUUCCUAAAUGUUCUCUUGUAUUGAAAAGACAAAAAAGAGUGAGUAUAUCUAUCUAUAUAUAUAAAUAUAAAUACAUAAAAGUAUAUGAGAGACAGACAGACAGGAGGCCAGGCUGAUUGAAGGGAGAGUGGGGGCAGGGGAGCUGAUACACUGGCCCCUCUCCCUUGGGUGACUCUCCUGCUGUCAUUCUGUGCCUUGGUGAGCCUUCGACCUCCCUCCCCCUCCUCCUCCUCCUCCUCCUCCUUCUCCUCCUUCCUCACCCACACCUCCUACUCAGGUCACACUCCCCAUCUCCCAGUCUCAUCCACCCUCCCUCCUCUGGUGGGGCUGAAAGCUUUGAUUCCCCCCCCGGUACCAAACGCUUCCAUGAGCAGGGGGCAUGUGAAGAGAACACCUCAUUAUAACUGAACGGAGGAAAGAAAACGCUCCCUUGGUCUCUACUGAAGCCGCUGUUGUGCUACACCCCCCCCCCCCCCCACUUGAUGCCCACCCAUCUGCCAGUGUCGCCUCUCGUAACGGGGAGAAAAAGAAGAAGAAGAAAAAAAAAAAUCAAACACUGGUAAACUCCCAUGGCAGCUUCCAGUCGCCCCGAGUGGUCACCAGCGGGGUAAAAAAAACAAAACAAAAAAACAAAAAAAACUCUUCUGGGCUUGAAGCGCAUUUCUUUCUUUCUUUCCUCUUUCUUUCUUUUUUUUUUUAUGUCAUGUUACUAUUGUUGUAUGUUGACUUUGUGUUUGUUCAGCAGGAAUCACUGGGAGACGAGCGAUAAGAGAAUUAUCCAAUCAAUGGCAGCUUAAGGUGUUAUCCUCCCAGCUCCCAGUGGUCCGUCCCAAAAAAAAAAAAAGGUUUAAAAAAAAGCAUUACCCGUCGAUCAGGGGACUUCUUGAGACACAGCAAUAUUA
Salarias fasciatus (jewelled blenny) is the source of this 3999-nucleotide messenger RNA. It is a transcript of the gene mxd4, whose product is annotated as MAX dimerization protein 4. The transcript is spliced from 7 exons. The record is from RefSeq and is a predicted model, not a curated record. Lineage: Eukaryota; Metazoa; Chordata; Actinopteri; Blenniiformes; Blenniidae. Gene Ontology annotation, biological process: regulation of transcription by RNA polymerase II. Bases 153 to 821 code for a protein of 222 amino acids. Gene Ontology annotation, molecular function: DNA-binding transcription factor activity, RNA polymerase II-specific; protein dimerization activity; RNA polymerase II cis-regulatory region sequence-specific DNA binding.